AAUUUAUCAGUUUUUAUAGAAGGGCAGCCAGUAGGUCAAAAAUGUACAAGAAGUUUUUGUUAUAAUCCUGUAGGAUAUUACACUCACUAUGACAUACAAAUAGCAAUAGAUCUAGGUCUUCACAUAGAAUUAUCUUCUAAAAGUCCUAAUGCUUUAAUAUUUGAGCUAAAUUAG
This is a messenger RNA of Cetraspora pellucida, 174 nucleotides long. Lineage: Eukaryota; Fungi; Glomeromycota; Glomeromycetes; Diversisporales; Gigasporaceae. The record is from the annotation of a GenBank genome assembly.